AUGGCGCCUUGGACGAGGACCGCAACUGAGCGCUACGGUGUAGUCAAAUGGAAUUUCAAUGGUGAAGGAAAGCGACAACUUCCUCUGGAGGUGGGAGAAACGGUUCACAUACAAGAAGAGUGUGAAGGUUGGUACAGAGGAUACCUGACAAAGAACAAAAGGAAAAAUGGAGUGUUCCCUGCCAGUUACAUUCAUGUGAAGGAAGUCAUCAUUGAAAAACGAGGUGAUGAGGAUGUGAUCAUCUCCGCUGACAUGCCUCUGGUGAAGGAGGUGACCACCACACUCAGAGAAUGGGGGACCAUGUGGAAGCAGCUCUAUGUGUCAAACAAAGGAGCUCGAGUCAAACGCGUCCAAAGGCUUAUGUGGGAUCUGAUGGAGUGGCGUUCCCAGCUCCUGUCUGGCACCCUGCCCACAGAUGAGUUCAAGGAGCUAAAGCAGAAAGUCACCUCCAAGAUUGACUAUGGCAACAAGAUUUUAGAGCUAGAUCUGGUGGUGCGGGAUGAAAACGGAAACAUUUUGGAUCCAGAAAAAGCCAAUGUCAUCAGUCUGUUUCGAGCUCAUGAAGAUGCCACAACUAAAAUCAAUGAACGCAUUAAAGAGGAGCAGUCGAACGUUCAAAUGGAGCAUUGUCUGAUCUCUGCACGGAUUCAGUCGUCCCCGACCCACAGCCUGUAUGUGUUUGUGAGGAACUUUGUGUGCCGGAUCGGAGAGGACUCUGAUCUCUUCAUGUCUCUGUAUGACCCCAACAAUCAGACCAUCAUCAGUGAGAACUACCUGGUCCGCUGGGGCAGUGGAGGCUUCCCCAAAGACAUCGACAUGCUCAACAACCUGAAAGUUGUGUUUACUGAUUUAGGAAACAAGGAUUUGAGCAGGGAGAAGAUUUAUCUAGUUUGUCAGAUCGUGCGAGUGGGAAGGAUGGACCUGAAGGAGUCAAACAGCAAGAAAUUCACACAGAAUUUACGACGACCGUUUGGAGUGGCUGUGAUGGACAUCAGUGACAUCAUUAAAGGGAAGAUUGACUGUGAUGAAGAAAAGCAGUUUUUCAUCCCCUUUGCUCCAGUUCUUGCUGAGAACGACUUCCUCCACACUUUACUGAACAAAGUGACAUCAUCGCGAGGAGACAGCGGAGGGCAAGGCCUGUGGGUGACCAUGAAGGCGUUGGUGGGAGACAUUGUCCAGAUCCGGAAAGAGUACCCUCACUUGGUGGACCGCAGCACAGUAGUGGCUCGUAAACUGGGAUUUCCUGAGAUUAUAAUGCCUGGAGACGUGCGCAACGACAUCUACCUAACUCUGCAGGGCGGGGAUUUCGACAAAUACAAUAAAACCACUCAGAAGAACGUGGAAGUCAUCAUGUGGGUCUGCGACGAGGAGGGCAAGGUCAUACAGAACUCCAUUUGUCUAGGAGCUGGCGAUAAACCAGUCAGCGAGUACAGAUCUGUCAUCUACUACCAAAUCAAACAACCGCGGUGGAUGGAAACUUUUAAGGUGGCCGUCCCUUUGGAGGAAAUGCACCGGAUUCAUUUGCGCUUCAAGUUCAGGCAUCGCUCGUCCCAGGAGUCUAAAGACAAGAGUGAGAAAAACUUUGCAAUGGCCUUUGUGCGUCUGAUGAAGGAGGACGGGACGGUGCUGCAGGACGGGCUGCACGACCUGGUUGUCUUCAAGGGAGACAGCAAGCGCAUGGAAGACGUGUCGUCCUACUUGUCAUUGCCAUCCACCCGUCAUCACCACGGCGACCUCCACAAGGGCGCAGCACUGAGUCGCAGCUCCAGCACUUUGUCCGGCAAUGCUGGGGGCCUCUCCGUCAGCUCCAGGGACAGUUUUACCAUCUCCACCUUGGUUUGCUCCACCAAGCUCACACAGAACGUUGGUUUGCUUGGUUUGCUGAAGUGGAGGACUCACCCAGAGCUUCUUAAAGACAACCUUGAGAAACUGAAAAUCAUUGAUGGUGAAGAGGUAGUGAAGUUCCUGCAGGACACGCUGGACGCCUUGUUCAACAUCAUGAUGGAGCACUCUCAGACUGAUGACUAUGACAUCCUUGUGUUUGAUGCCCUGAUACAUAUUAUAGGGCUCAUCGCUGAUAGGAAGUUUCAACAUUUCAACACAGUGCUGGAGGCGUAUAUCAAGCAGCAUUUCAGCGCCACACUGGCGUACAAAAAGCUGAUGUCUGUGCUAAAGAGAUACCUGGAUGUGUCCUGUCGAGGGGAAGAGUGUGAGCCCAUCCUCCGGAUCCUGAAAGCCCUCGAGUAUGUCUUCAAGUUCAUUGUGCGCUCGCGGAUGCUUUAUUCACAGCUGUAUGAGGGUAAAGAGCAAACCGAGUUUGAAGACUCUCUGAAAAGCCUGUUUGAAUCCAUCUACAACUUGAUGAGGACCGAUUACACAACCAAUCUGCUUAACAGGCUUGCUGCUUUGAAAUACCUACCCACAGUGCUCCAAGAUGUCGAGAAGGUUUUUGAUGGCAAACUGCUCAGCCAGUUGUUGCACGACUUCUACUCCUGCAUUCCUCCUGAAAAACUCCAGAAACACAAGGUGCUGUCCAUGACUGAGAUCGUCAGCAGCAAGCUCUUUCGAAAGCAAGAGUGCCGAGAUGUGUUACUCCCCAUGAUGCUGAUGGAGCUGCGUGUAGCAUUAGCCAGCAUGGCCGAUGGACCCCACGACGAGCGCAGGAACAGUCUGGAACUGCUCAACAACAUCCUGGAAGUCCUCAGCAGAGACUCUGUGGGGGAAACAUUUCAACACAUCCAGGACAUUGUGGUGUCUUUGCUCACCAUUAUCAACAGGACGGUCAUCUCAAUGAGGCGAGAACAUGCUCUCAUAGUAACUUAG
Molecule: messenger RNA, 2823 nt
Organism: Knipowitschia caucasica
Lineage: Eukaryota; Metazoa; Chordata; Actinopteri; Gobiiformes; Gobiidae
Source: the annotation of a GenBank genome assembly